CGGGAAGCUGUGUCUGCUCAGCCCGCUAAGCCGCUCAGUCUUGGCGGCCCUGCUGCGCGGGGAAGAUUCCUCUGCCCUAGGGAACGCUGCAGUGACUCCCCGUAUCGUUACUGCUGUAGGCUUGCUGUUGGCUGUUGUCACCUUUAUUGUCAAUAACGUUCGACAGGUGCAGCUUUUAACUGCUGCAGGGGAAGAUGUUGAUAUUCCCAGUAGGCGAGUUUUCAUUACUGGUGCUACGGGACUUCUUGGCAGAGCUGUGUUUAAAGAAUUCAAUGAAAAUAAUUGGAAUGCAGUUGGCUGUGGAUACAGGAGAGCUCAGCCCAAAUUUGAACAGAUUAAUCUUCUGGACUCUAUUGCAGUUCAUGACAUUAUCCAUGAUUUUCAGCCUCAUGUUAUAGUGCAUUGUGCUGCUGAGAGAAGGCCAGAUGUUGUAGAAAGUCAACCAGAUGCUGCUUCUCAGCUCAAUGUGGCUGCUUCAGGGAACUUGGCAAGAGAAGCGGCUGGAGUUGGAGCGUUUCUGAUCUACAUUAGUACAGACUACGUAUUCGAUGGAACAAGCCCACCUUAUAAGGAGACUGAUGUACCAAAUCCCCUGAAUUUAUAUGGUAAAACCAAACUGGAGGGUGAAAAGGCAGUCCUGGAAAAUAAUGAAGAUGCUGCAGUACUUAGGAUUCCUGUCUUGUAUGGAGAGGUAGAAAGACUGGAGGAAAGUGCUGUGACUGUUAUGUUUGAUAAAGUGCAGUUCAGUAAUAAAUCUGCCAACAUGGACCACUGGCAACAAAGAUUUCCUACUAAUGUCAAGGAUGUAGCAACUGUUUGCAGACAACUAGCAGAGAAGAGAAUGUUGGACCCAUCAGUAAAAGGAACAUUUCACUGGUCUGGCAAUGAACAGAUGACUAAGUAUGAAAUGGCAUGUGCAAUUGCAGAUGCUUUCAACCUUCCCAGCAGCCACUUGAGACCAAUUACUGAUUGUCCCGUUGUGGGUGCUCUUCGUCCGAGGAAUGCUCAGCUAGACUGCUCCAAGUUGGAGAUGCUGGGGAUAGGUCAGAGAACACCAUUUCGAGCCGGGAUCAAAGAAUCACUUUGGCCUUUCCUUGUUGACAAGAGAUGGAGGCAGACAGUCUUCCAUUAGUUUGUAACUUUUUUAGUAAAAGUAUGGUAUAUGGCACUUUUUUAAAAGAAAAAAAUAGUUUUGUAUGAGUGUUCUUAAAUUGUGACAUUUACGAGUUUUCAUUUAAUCAGGUAAACAUAUGGUUUUGCACUAGUGAAAUUGUUAGCCUAAAAAAAGUUCAGUGACGAAAACUGAGCCUAUUUGAUGUCAUGGAUCUUUCCUUCCAUUCGUACCAGUCUAACUUAAUGUCUAUUUCUAGCAGAUUGUGGUUCUUGGUAAUCAGUACCAUUUGAUGCUAAGAAGGACUCAGAUCACUUGUAGACUUACUUUUGGCUGAAAUAUGUCGUUGAUGCUUAAGGUCUGUGCCAUUGUUGUAUAUACCAUUUCUCUUUAUUAAAAGACAUGGUCAGUUACUUUAUCACCCAAAAUCUGAGUUUUUUUUUUUUUAACUUCUGAAGGUGGUGUUCUUAUGAAGUUAAACUGAAGUAGGAAUCGUUAAAUGUUUGUUUUGCUUGAGCUCUGAUCAAAAUGUUUUUUAAAAAAAGUGAAACUUUAUUUUUGCAAUUAUUUAGUGUACUUUUUAUGCUUGAAAUAUUUUCAGAACGUUCUGUAACUUGAAUGCUUGCAGCUUCAUAUUUGUACAAUAAGUUGUAUGCAUUUGUUUUAACGGUGACUUACAAAAGCUAGAAGAGGGUUGGGAGGGUGAGGAACAAAUAGUUUUGACUGGUUUUUUUGGGGUGGGAGACUGGA
This is a messenger RNA of Fulmarus glacialis (Northern fulmar), 1861 nucleotides long. RefSeq names its product methionine adenosyltransferase II, beta (gene MAT2B). The annotation marks the transcript as partial. Lineage: Eukaryota; Metazoa; Chordata; Aves; Procellariiformes; Procellariidae. The record is from RefSeq and is a predicted model, not a curated record. Gene Ontology annotation, biological process: S-adenosylmethionine biosynthetic process. Gene Ontology annotation, molecular function: methionine adenosyltransferase regulator activity. Gene Ontology annotation, cellular component: methionine adenosyltransferase complex. The transcript has 7 exons.